AUGGAGACAACUGACAUGGACAACGACACCCGCGGCUGGAUCAUGUGCGCCGUGAGCGGCAUAGCAUGCACCGUGGGCGCCUUUGUAAUAUGCAUCGACAUUCCUGUCCGUCUCAUUCCGGGCCAACGCCAUUUUCGCAUCCAAGAAAGCAACGGCUUCCUUGCAAGCUCGCUCAGUUUGAGCUUCGGUGUCAUGCUGUUCUCUGCCUUGUAUAGUAUGCUGCCCUCAGCGAUGCGUUACCUCGAAAAAGACGAGUGGGAGCCUCAAGCAGCCGGCUUCCUGAUGAUGGCCUGCUUUGUUGGCGGCUUCUUUGGCAUUCAAAUCAUCUCGCGAGCGCUCCACCAGUACAUGCCCUCGCACGUCGUGGAUUGCGAUCACACCCACAAGGAGCUCCCCGACGAGGAGCACUCCACUUACCAUGGCCGCGUGACAAGCAGGGGCCGCCUGCGGAGGAUUUCUUCCCAUUCAGCUGGUGAUGACCGUCCGGACAUGGUAGAGACACAUAGCGGCACCGAGUCCACGCCCCUGCUGCACGGGGACUCAUCGCAGGAUGGCCAUGUCCAUACCAAGGUGCUGAAUUCCGAGUCUACGCCGACCGGUGAGGCCGUCACACACUUCAAGGCUCGACCGAGCAGUUCGUUCCCCCAACCUCGGCGCCCGUCGCUCAUGCGGGUCCGGACCCGAGUCAUGUCCUUUUUCAAAGACACCAAGGCAAAUUGCGAUGAGGACGGCCCUUGUUAUGGGUAUUCAGACCCCUGCGGCCAGGAGUGCUUCAAACAUAUCAGCACACGCUCCGCCAUUGCCAGGCAAGCGGUUCUACGCGCCGCAGCGAGCUCAAUAUCACCCGGUCUAACCGGCGAUUCUGAAGAGGACGUGGACGUUUCUCUUAUGAGUCCCCAAUAUCGUGCCAUAAGCCGCUCGCAUUCGCACGAUCAUGGCCACAGCCAUCACGAUGCUCACGAGCCCCACGCCCGCUCGUACAUGUCAGACAGCCGCUCCGAGUGCUUGUCUACAAUAGAGCCGGAUAUUGAAGCUCAACACCACCAUCACGUCCCGACAAACGCAUUCCUGUCCAUCGGGCUACAAACUGUCAUUGCCAUCGCGCUACACAAGUUUCCGGAGGGCUUCAUCACCUACGCCACCAACCACGCGAGCCCUUCGCUCGGGUUCAACGUGUUCAUGGCCCUCUUUGUCCACAACAUUGCCGAGGGCUUUGCCAUGGCGCUGCCGUUGUACAUGGCCCUAGGCAGCCGCCUGAAGGCCAUCUUUUGGUCUUCGCUACUAGGCGGCCUCAGCCAGCCCUUAGGCGCCGCUGUCGCUGCUGCGUGGUUCAAGCUUGCCAAGAAGUCAGACUUUGUUAUCAACAACACUGCCUAUGCAUGCCUCUUUGCUGUCACGGCCGGCAUCAUGGUCAGCGUGGCCUUGCAGCUGUUUGUCGAGAGUCUAAGCCUGAACCAUAACAGGAAUCUGAGUAUAUUCUUUGCAUUUUUGGGCAUGACACUUUUGGGUGUGAGCAAUGCGCUUGUGACACAUUAG
Messenger RNA from Canariomyces notabilis, 1536 nucleotides. Its product is annotated as Zinc/iron permease. Lineage: Eukaryota; Fungi; Ascomycota; Sordariomycetes; Sordariales; Chaetomiaceae. The record is from RefSeq and is a predicted model, not a curated record. The transcript is spliced from 3 exons. Gene Ontology annotation, cellular component: fungal-type vacuole membrane. Gene Ontology annotation, biological process: zinc ion transmembrane transport. The coding region runs from base 1 to 1536 and encodes 511 amino acids. Gene Ontology annotation, molecular function: zinc ion transmembrane transporter activity.